ACACCAUAACGCUCGGUCCAGAGGAACUGCAGAACUAGUCGCAGCUCGCAGCCUGUGCGUCGAUCCAUCAGAGCGUUCUCCGUCUUGCAAACUCUCGGGAAGUGUUUUUGAUUUAAAAAUUCGUUUAUCAAGAUAUUCUUCGGGUGUCAAUAUAUAAUUCGACAGUUGCUUUGAGUAUCACGUGUGUGAAGAUUUUGAUAGAACAAAAACCUCUUUUUUGGGAAAAACCAUCGCAAAAGGAUAUAAAGCAUAUAAUUUGGGUAUUAUAGAGAAUUUGUAUCACGCGACAACAAGAAAGAAUAUAAUAAUGAGUCUGCCUCUCCACAAAAUUCAUAUGUAAAUAGUAUCAACAACGGUAUAAGAAACGAGAAAGAUCUCGGUCACCGCGAGUGACGUUAUAGUGCAUUAAACUUUAAAGAUGGUGCGAGGUCUAUCGCAGUGGACCAAAACUUUGAGUUUCCCAGCCAGGGUGUCACCACAAAGACCCGUGAAAGAAUUCAAAGGUUUUCACAUAAGCCCUAGUGCUAGCCCUACAUCACCGCCCAGCCCAAUCAAUGACACGAUGGAUAAAGCACCUAUAAUUACUGAUGAGACUUUCCAAGAUACGGAGGCAGAAAAGGCAAUAAUGGGUUCAGUCGUAUAUUGUAUACAUUACAAGGAUGGCUGCAAAUGGUCAGACGAACUAAGGAAGUUAAAGGCGCACUUAAAUACAUGUAAACAUGAUGCGGUUCCUUGUGGCAAUAAAUGCGGGGCGAUGAUUCCUCGUGUACUCAUGGAAGACCAUUUGAAAUAUACCUGCGCCCAACGUAGGGCUCGUUGCGACUUUUGUGCCAAAGAGUUUACGGGACAUACUUUGGAGAAACACAUGGGAACGUGCGGCUACGAGCCCCUGUAUUGCGAGAACAAAUGUGGAAUGAAGGUCCAAAGGAGACAUCUCGGACAGCACAAGUUAGGCGAAUGUGCCAAAAGAUUGGUCGCCUGUCGUUACUGUAACAAAGAAUUCGUUUUCGAUACGCUCGGCGCUCAUCACACGAAAUGCGGCCGAUUUCCUGUUGCGUGCCCUCAUCGUUGCGAAACCGCGGUACUUCCCCGAGAGGAUCUCGAGGUUCACUUAAAGGAUCAUUGCACCACGCAUUUACUUUCGUGUACAUUUAAGGACGCCGGUUGUCGCUUCAAGGGAAAUAGAUUUUCGCUCGAUAAACAUCUAGAAGAAUCCACAAAAAUGCAUCUAAGUCUCAUGUGUAGUCUCGUAACGAAGCAGCAACAUCAAAUAACCAGUCUAAAAUCAGCGAUCAGCAAACUAUCAUUAAACUACACGGGUACACUUAUAUGGAAGAUUACGGAUUAUGCCGCAAAAAUGUUAGAAGCUAAGGCGAAGGAAGGAAUGGAGCUCAUCAGUCCACCUUUUUAUACUAGUCAAUACGGAUAUAAAUUACAAGCCUCGAUUUUCUUAAAUGGAAAUGGGACCGGAGAAGGCAGCCACAUCUCGAUAUACAUAAAAAUCUUGCCAGGUGAAUACGAUGCACUUUUACGAUGGCCAUUUUCGCACAGCGUGUCAUUCACCAUGUUCGAUCAGACGAUCAUCGCGGAAAAGGCUUGCAACAUCGUGGAAAGUUUCAUACCCGACCCGACGUGGAAAAACUUUCAACGGCCAAGUCGCGAGCCGGAUUCUUUAGGUUUCGGCUUUCCGAGAUUUGUGUCCCACGAGAUGGUGAAGAAGCGACACUUCGUCAAAGACGACACCAUGUUUAUUCGAGUUAAAGUGGAUCCUAGUAAAAUCGUAGCGGUUUAAACUUUAAACACACACGAUGACUCUACUAAAGGAUUAUACACGUUUAUGGUUACGGACUUUAUAUGUGAUAUUUCCGAGUACUCGCUUGGGCAAAGUAUACGGUACUUAUGUUGCUUUGAAUUAUGUGGCGAUAAUCCUAAGCUGAAACCUAAUGAAAAGGCAUUAUGAAAAUUCCCGCCUAUGUCAAGACAAUUUUGUUGCAUUUGUUCACAUAUCAUUAUACUAUUGUUGACAUAAUUCUCUGCUAAUAGAAUUAAUAAUUUAUUGAUAUUGCCAAAUAUGAUGCAUAAAACCGUAUUUACUUAUUCAAUUUUUUUAUUUGUCUUAAAAUUUUUUAUAUUAUUUUUUGUAGA
Messenger RNA from Nylanderia fulva, 2145 nucleotides. Its product is annotated as TNF receptor associated factor 4. Gene Ontology annotation, molecular function: tumor necrosis factor receptor binding; zinc ion binding; ubiquitin protein ligase binding. Lineage: Eukaryota; Metazoa; Arthropoda; Insecta; Hymenoptera; Formicidae. Gene Ontology annotation, biological process: signal transduction; regulation of canonical NF-kappaB signal transduction; regulation of apoptotic process. The record is from RefSeq and is a predicted model, not a curated record. Gene Ontology annotation, cellular component: plasma membrane signaling receptor complex.